GACGUCACGUGAUUCGAGUCAACCCUACGGAAAAAUCGAUACUUAAUUGGAUGCACGUCCGACACAAGUAUAGGCAAGUAAGUACAACGAAGACGAAGGCGAAAAGAAAUUAGAUUACAGUCGACACGUCGACACCGACAUGAGCCCAUGGCUCGUAAACCACCGUAGCCCGAAAAUCUUAAAAGUAGAGAAAUCAAGAGGCCGUCUGCUUCACCGUCAACGCGAAAGCGCCAACGCUACGAACAGCAACUCCGGCGCCGACCCAUCGACUCCGCGUCCUUGUCUCUGCCAGCGCACGAGCCAUCGCACGCGUCCCCGCACGCGCACCGGCCCUCGGCGCAUCGACACCGGCCCUUGCAGCACUGCAGCUUGGGGAGCCGCACCGGCGCGGGGGGCGAGAGCGAGUCGAGCGGCUGGGGGGGAGGCGGAGGGGGCAGCGCCGCGGCGUGCGCGAAGAACUCGUCGAUGAUGCUCGUGCUCGUGCUCGCGCUCGCGUCGAAGGUGGCGGGCGGGAGGCUGAGCGCGAUCCCGCUCUCGUGGUCGACGCAGGUCAUGCAGUCCUCCGCACACGAGUCUGCCGCGUUCUUGCUGCCGUUCCUGAGCGCCGCCGUCGCCGUUGUCGUUGUCUCCUCUUCAUCCGCGUCGUCGUCGUCGUCGUCGUCGUCGGGCGAGCCCGGCGCGCGGUGAGAGUGUUUGGCGCAGCCGGGGCAGACGCACGCGAAGCCGCAUUGGCAGCCGGAGCCGGCGAUGGACGCGAUCGAGCUGAGCUGCGGGAGGCGGAAGGGGAAGCCGGUCGGGUCCCAGGGGGAAGAGGAGGCGGAGGUGGUGGUGGUGGAGAGGAGAGGAGGGAGAGUGACGGGGACGGAGGUGGCGGAAGGGGUAUGUUUGUGUUUCGGCUUCUUGGCGCGCUCCUCUCGGUCGUGCUGGGGAGAGGGUUUGGCGGAGCAGCAGGAGGGGACGGGCGGAGGCGUGGGGGACCGCCGGGCGGCGGAGCGCUUGGGCGCGGGUUGUCGGGCGUCCGCCAUCGUGGUGUCGACGGUGCAGCAUAGGGCGGCGGCGUGAGCGAGCGAGGCGAGGGACAGGCCAUGGUCACGGUCGACUUCUUGUGCUGCCGCCGAGAUUAAUCCUUGCAUGGCGCGGGAGACGGUGGCAGGAGCUGAGGCCGACGAAGAUCUGGAAAGAUCGCAUCGGCAGUCGUGGAUGUCGCCGCAUCGGCAUGGGUUCAGGAGUCCAUCGACUCGUUGCUUCGGAUUCGAUGAUAGAGGGGAUGGGUAUUGAGGUGCGAUGUCACGAAGUCCGUUUGGCAGCGCCGGCGCGAUAGGCCUAAACCGCGGCUUCUUCGCACCAGGCGGCAGCUGCGGCACCGCCGACGUGGAAGGGCCUGGAGGAUCGUUGCACUUGCACCGGUUGUGGGCGUUCUUCGUCUUCCGCAGGUGCCGACACGUCUCGCACUGGGACACGGGCCGGCCCUUGCGCUUGACCUCGAACAGCGGGCGCUCGUUGUGGCCACAGUGGGAGGACCGAUGUCCCUUGAUGCACGCCUCGCUGUGCACGAUGGGGGGGUAAGAUAAGGUUCAGAGGACGAGCGGGAAGAGGGAAUGCCGCACCAGGCGUAUUUCUGCCCGUUGACGAAGACCUGUAAAGAAACCCGUCAGCUGUUCGUUGGUCGAGGGGGCGACGGGUGCUCCUGCGCGCUGCUCACCAUCUCGUGAGCUACGUGGAGGCGUUCAACGUUCAACCUCAGGGCUUUCUGGUCUGCACAGGACUCGGAGGCCGUGGGGGUACCCGCGUACUCACGAUGGGUCGCCUUCCCAGCCAGGCCUAGGGGCGCCUGCCCGAAGCGGCGGCACUACUGUCGCUGAUGCGCUUGCGCGGAGAAAUCACGGGCCUCCCCCACUCGCUGCACCGUUCUCCAGCGCCUCUCAUCUUCCGAUUUAAUCUCCUCGCGUGUCUCUUCGUCGUCGUCGGCAGCAACGAUGGACGACGGCGUCACCGUCGACAUCCAGGUCAUGGCGCUCCUCGCCGCCGCCUUCAUCCUCAUCAAGCUCGUCCUCUACGACCCGCCCAAGCCGACCCGGCGCACGGUCGCGAUCCUCGUCCUGGGCGACAUCGGCCGCAGCCCGCGCAUGAUGUACCAUGCCGAGAGCUUUGCGACGAGCGGCUUUUGGACGUACCUCAUAGGAUACAAAGGUUCCAAGCCCGCGCCGUCACUACUCGAGCUGUCUCUCCUCCGCCUCGUGUAUCUGCACGACGUCCCCAGGGCGUUCCGAGGGCUCCCGUGGAUCCUCCUCGCGCCUAUCAAGGUCAUCCACCAGAUUACGUCCAUAUACGUAACGCUCUCGAACCUACCAUACUGCCCGGAAUACGUCGUCGUCCAGAACCCGCCGAGUAUCCCUACCCUUGCGAUUGUAUGGGCGUGGAGCCGGCUGCGCGGAUCCAAGAUCGUCAUCGACUGGCAUAACCUAGGCUACACGAUCCUCGCCCUUAAGCUCGGCAUGCGCCACCCGCUGGUCAAGGUCGCAAAAAAGUUCGAAUCCUUCUUCGGACGCACCGCCUACGCGCAUCUCUUCGUGACGAACGCGAUGCGAGAGUACCUUGUCAAGCAAUGGGAUCUGCGAGGCCACAAAGCCGUCCUGCACGACCGACCGCCAGCGCACUUCCGGCGCACAGAACCGAGCGAAGUCCACGAACUCUUCCUCCGCCUCCAAUCCCUCCUCCCUCCCACCCCCUCCCUCACCUCCUUCCUCCCGCCCUACUCCGCGCCCUACAGCACGCCCUUCACCCACAUCACCGCCGCACACCCCGCCGUCCCGAUCCCGAUCCCGCUCACCCCGCCCCCGGAGCUCAACAUGCCGACCCUCCGCCCGGACCGGCCCGCGCUCGUCGUCUCCUCCACCUCCUGGACCGCCGACGAAGACUUCUCGAUCCUCCUCUCCGCGCUGCGCCGGUACGAGGGCGCCGCGCGCAAAGCCGGGCAGCUCGCGCGCGCGCGCGCCGCGGGGCGGGGCACGCCGCCCGUCGGCGGGCUGCCGAAGGUGCUGAUGGUCGUCACGGGCAAAGGGCCGCUGAAGGAGUACUACAUGACCCGGGAAGAGGAGGUGCAGGGCGCGUGGGAGUACGUGCGCUGCGUGAGCCUGUGGCUCGAGGCGGAGGACUACCCGGUCCUGCUCGGCGCGGCCGACGUCGGCGUUUCGCUCCACUCGAGCAGCAGCGCGCUCGACCUGCCGAUGAAGGUCGUCGACAUGUUCGGCUGCGGCUUGCCCGUGUGCGCGCUCGAUUUUUCGUGUUUACACGAACUCGUCAAGGACGGCGUGAACGGCCUCCUGUUCCGGGACGCCUCGCAGCUCGCGACGCAACUGGAGACCCUGCUUUCCGGCUUCCCGAAUCCGAACUGGACGCUGGACGCCCUGCGCUCGUCGCUCACCGACGACGCCGCCGCCGCCGCCGCCCCCCAGGGCCCGCCGCGCGCGCUCGAGCCCGGCUCCGAGGACUGGGUCUGGUCCAGCUGGUCCGAGAACUGGGAUCGCGUCGUCCGCCCGCUCGUCCUCACCGAUGCGAAAAGUCCCGACGGCGGGUCUCGAGGUGCCCCGGGUUGAACGCGUCGCUCAGAGGGGGGUUACGAUAACUCGUUGAACGGAGGAGGGGCGCGCCGGGGGGGGGGGGGUAGGGGGGUUUGCAUCUUGGAUAUAAGUAUAUAAUAACGACUGGGUGUCUUGGAGGCUGCGUGGGCAGGGUGUUGGGUUCCGGUGGACAUACUCGGGCGCGUUGUGGGUGGCAUAUAGGUUAUCGAACUUUUUUUACCUAGUCUCCCAGCUCAUAUCUCGUCAUGAUCGUCGUGUUGCAUAUCUGUAGCUUAGCAUAAAAAAAGAGCCCAACCGAGCUCUCUGCACAUCUGUUCAACCGUAAUUUCAC
Molecule: messenger RNA, 3912 nt
Organism: Punctularia strigosozonata HHB-11173 SS5
Lineage: Eukaryota; Fungi; Basidiomycota; Agaricomycetes; Corticiales; Punctulariaceae
Exons: 13
Coding region: 1977-3596 (539 amino acids)
Cellular component (GO): endoplasmic reticulum
Molecular function (GO): mannosyltransferase activity
Source: RefSeq, a predicted model, not a curated record